Messenger RNA from Diachasma alloeum, 5475 nucleotides. It is a transcript of the gene LanB2, whose product is annotated as laminin subunit gamma-1. The coding region runs from base 426 to 5273 and encodes 1615 amino acids. The record is from RefSeq and is a predicted model, not a curated record. The transcript is spliced from 7 exons. NCBI's taxonomy places the organism in Eukaryota, Metazoa, Arthropoda, Insecta, Hymenoptera, Braconidae.
UACUUGCUAUAGUCGGGCCCUGCAUCCGUAUUUUCAGAUUUACUCUCGUAAACGUCCCCAAAUGUCCCCAUUUCCCUCGAUAAAUUUCGACAAAACAUCGCAUUUCGUUUGAAACGUAUUUAUCGAUUAUUCACUUGCAGAGUUUUCGAUUGAAAGUUAUCCCACGUCUUCCUGUCACCUAGAUCCUCCGAUCGAUAGAUCAGAUGGACCGAACGAUGAAUAGCUCUUACCACUGAUGAGUGUAGCCGAAGCGACGGAGGAAAAAGUAGAAAAUAAAAGAUUACAGAUACUGAGAGAAACGAAAGAUUCAGUAGAGCGCGGGUUCAGUCAAGCUCGGGAGCCGCUGCCGGGCGGAUGGAAAAAAACUCAUCGAUUGAAUAAUCGAUACUGAGAUCGUUAUUGUAGGCAGUUAUUUGGAUUUUACAAUGGGCAGGCGACUAUUGCUGCUGGCAAUAGCCUGCCUCUCUCUAGUCCUGGGAGAGCCAGAUCCGUCUGAAGAGCUGUAUCAUCGGAUACCUCAGAAUAAAGACGAAGUCAAGUGCUAUGAUGAGUCCGGAAGGCCUCAGAGGUGCAUCCCACCGUUUGAAAAUGCAGCCUUCAAUCUGGUGAUUGAGGCGACGAAUACGUGCGGGCAGGGUGGAGUCGCCACGGAAUUCUGCAAGCAAACACGUGUCCAGGAGAAGUCCUGUGACAUUUGCAGAUGGGGAGAUCACCCAGCCACCUAUUUAACUGAUCAGGAUAACAAUGAGAAUGCCACUUGGUGGCAGUCGGAAACAAUGUUAGAGAAUGUCGAUUACCCGAAUCAAGUCAAUCUGACUCUCCAUUUGGGCAAAACUUUCGAUAUCACUUACGUGCGUGUCCUCUUCGAGACGCCAAGACCCGAGAGUUGGGGGAUUUAUAAAAGGAAGAACGAUAAAUCUAAUUGGGAGCCGUAUCAAUAUUAUUCGGCAUCGUGCAGGGAUUUGUAUGGACUUCCAGACUCGAAGGAGACUGUUCGAGGGGAUGACACUAGGGUUCUUUGCACCUCGGAGUAUUCGGAUAUCUCUCCGCUGACCAAGGGAACUGUUGCCUUUUCGACGCUCGAAGGGAGACCCUCGGCUUUCCAAUUCGAUACGAAUCCAGCGUUACAAGAAUGGGUCCAAGCUACAGAUCUGCGAAUUAGCCUCGACCGUCUGAACACUUUCGGUGACGAUGUCUUCGGCGAUCCAGCUGUCCUCAAAUCUUACUACUAUGCAAUCGCCGAUAUCGCUGUUGGAGCCCGUUGUGCGUGUAACGGACACGCCGGCGUCUGUAUAACUAGUUCCGAUGAAAGCACUCGGAGAGUUUGUCGAUGUGAACACAACACUGCUGGUCCAGACUGUAACGAGUGCCUGCCAUUCUACAAUGAUGCCCCUUGGGGUCGUGCAACUCACACUGAUGCCCACGAGUGUAAAGCUUGCAACUGUAAUGGGUACUCCGACAGAUGCUAUUUCGAUAAGGAAUUGUACGCUAGAAGUGGCCACGGCGGUCACUGCAUCGACUGCAGGGCAAACAGAGCUGGUGCAAACUGCGAGAGGUGCAAAGAGAAUUACUACGAACGUCCUGAAGAUAAUUACUGCAUCGCUUGUAACUGUAACGAAAUAGGUUCACGAAGUCUCCAGUGCAACAGCGAAGGUAAAUGUCAAUGCAAGCCCGGCAUAACCGGUGACAAAUGUGACCGUUGUUCUCCAAAUUUCUACAACUUCGACUCGAUCGGCUGCACCUCCUGCGACUGCAGUCCGAAAGGUUCCCUGGGGAACCAACCCAGCUGUGACGCCCAAACAGGCGCCUGCUCCUGCAAAGAAAACGUCGAAGGCAAGCGUUGCCGAGAGUGUCGCCCCGGGUUCUUCAACCUCGCCCUGGAAAAUGAAUUCGGCUGCACGCCUUGCUUCUGCUUCGGCCACUCCGCCAUCUGCAGACCGGCAAACGGCUACUCCAAGACGGUGAUCGAGAGCAUGUUCGUCAGAGGGAAUGAACGCUGGUCUGCGAAUGUCGUAGGGAGCACCCUUCCCCUUCACUACGACGCAGUCACUCAAACGGUCCAGGUGUCUGCCCCAGACCGCGACAACGUCUACUUCGUGGCCCCCGACAGAUUCUUAGGAGAUCAGCGAGCCUCCUACAAUCAAGACCUGUACUUCACCCUCAGAAUCGGCGAAACCGACCCCUCGCCAACAGCAAGAGACGUCGUCCUGGAAGGCGGCAACGGAGAGCAGAUAACGCAGCCCAUAUUCGGCCAGCAGAACCGCCUGCCAUCGAUCACCCCUCAAACCUACAAAUUCCGCCUCCACGAGCACCCGAACUACGGCUGGCAGCCGCGUCUCUCAGCCCGCGACUUCAUGUCGAUCCUCUCCAACCUUACAUCCAUCAAAAUCCGUGGAACGUACACGCACCAGGGUCGAGGUUUCCUGGACGACGUUCGCCUGGAGACAGCGCUGAGAGGAGCAGCAGGUCAGUCAGCCGACUGGGUGGAGCACUGCCAGUGUCCCCACGGCUACGUCGGCCAGUUCUGCGAGUCCUGCGCCCCCGGCUUCCACCACGAGCCUCCAAACGGUGGUCCCUUCGCCCUCUGCGUGCCCUGCAACUGCAACGGUCACGCUGACAUUUGCGAGGCCGAGACAGGCGCUUGCAUCUGUCAACACAACACUGCAGGAAGCAACUGCGAGCUCUGCGCCCGAGGAUUCUACGGAUAUCCCCUGAAAGAGACCCCUCACGACUGUCAGCCCUGCCCCUGCCCCGACAACGGCCCCUGCAUACUCUUGGGGAACAACCCAGACCCAAUCUGCUCGGAAUGUCCAGUUGGCAGAACUGGCGCUCGCUGUGAGACCUGCUCCGACGGAUACUUUGGCAACCCAGACAGGGGAAUUGCCUGCAGAGCCUGCGAGUGCAACGGAAACAUCGACUUGAACGCUGUGAGGAACUGCAACCACGAGACAGGGGAGUGCUUGAAGUGUGUGAACCACACAGCUGGAUUCCACUGCGAGGACUGCCUCGCGGGCUACUGGGGGGACGCCUUGUCAGACAGGAGAGAAGACGGCUGCAAGUUGUGUCAGUGUUACCCACCUGGCACCCAGGAAGCCGAGAAUGGAGCUGUCGCCCCGUGCAAUCAGCUGACAGGAUACUGCGCCUGCAAGCCCCACGUCAUUGGGAAGAACUGCGACAAAUGUGAGGAUGGGUAUUACCAGAUACUGUCUGGGGACGGCUGCACCGCCUGCAACUGCGACCCCGAGGGAUCCUACAACAGGACCUGCGAUGCAAACAGUGGACGGUGUCAGUGUCGUCCUGGGAUCACUGGCCAACGCUGCGACGCUUGUCUCCCGAAUCAGUACGGAUUUGGGAGGGAGGGAUGUAAGCUCUGUGAUUGUGAUCACGCUGGGUCUCAGGAUCUCCAGUGUGACGCCAAUGGGCAGUGCCCCUGCUUGACGAACGUCGAGGGAAGAAGAUGCGAUCGUUGUAAGGAGAACAAGCACAAUCGACAGUACGGCUGUGUGGACUGUCCCCCCUGCUACAACCUAGUGCAGGACGCCGUCAACUCUCACCGAAGGCGACUCGCAGAUCUCGAGAACACCCUCAGGAAGAUCAACAGCAGUCCGACUGUGAUCAAGGACUCUGACUUUGAGAGGGAACUCCAAAACGUCGAGGACAGAGUGAGAAACCUCUUGCAGACAGCGAAGGCAGGAUCGGGAAGCGAAAAUAAAACGCUGGUGGAGCAAAUUGAGGAGCUGAGAGAUCAGUUAAAUCAGAUUGACAGAAUAUCUCAGGGGGUUGAUGUGACAGCUGCGGAGGCGAAGAGAACUACCAGCGAGGGGCUGACUAGUAUCGACGAGGCUGAAAGUGUUCUCGAUAAGAUUCACGAGCAGUUAACAGAGGCUGAAGACUACUUGGCUACUGAGGGCGCCUCGGCCCUGGCAGAGGCGAAGAAACGCGCGGAACAGGUUGGCCAGCAGAACCAACAAAUGACGAAUAUCGCUCAGGAGGCGCGGGUGUUGGCUGAUUUGAAUACAAAUGAAGCGAAGAAGAUUCAUGCUCUCGCUGAACAAGCCAGGAACACGUCCCAGGAGGCUUACAAUCUCGCGAAGAAGGCAAUUGCCCAGUACGCGAAUAUCAGCGAGGAGAUCAGAGAGUUGGAUAAUAAAUUGGAGCUUCUGGAGGAUCGUUUCAUUGAAGUUAAGAAUUUAACGGGCACGGCAGCUGCGAAGGCUGCGGCAGUGGCGGACGAGGCGGUUGAUUUAUUGCUGCUAGACCUGACAACUCCCUCGGUUGAUAUUGAGAAAUUGCAAGAGCAAGUGGAAGCCGUUAGUAAUGAAGGUCUAGCGCUCAAGGAGAAAGCCCAACUAAUGCUGCAGGACAACGAGCAAUUGCUGUUCGAUCUGGAGGAAAAAAUCCACAAGAGCGAGGAAUUGUUGAACAAAGCGCAGGACCAGCAGGCAGCCACUGCGGAGCUGCUCUCAGAGGUCGACGGGGCCAACGAAAAGGCCAAGGACGCUGUGAAGAGGGGCAAUCAGACGCUGGCGGAGGCGCAAGAGACUCUGAAGAAAUUGGGUGAAUUUGACGCUGAAGUGCAGAGGGAGAAGCUUAAAGCGCAGGAGGCACUUCGUAACAUCGAGCAAAUUCGGACUAUGGUCGAAGAGGCCAUUCUGAAGGCUGAGGAGACUCAAGUUGUGCUUAAUGGGGCGGAGAAUAAUGCCGCUGGGGCGCGGAAUAUCACGGCCGAGGCGCAGCGAAAUGCCGAUGACGCUGGGACACAUGCUAAUGUCAUUAGAACUGAGGCGAACAAAACGAAAUUGGAGGCGUGGAGGCUUAAUAACGAGGCUGACAAGCUCCACACGAGGGUGGAGAUGACGGACUCCAUCGCGAAGAAGUAUGAGGUCAGGGUUGGGAGCAAUGUGAAUGUGACGAAUGAUGUCAAUCAUCGGGUGGGUCAGGCGAGGACAAAGGUGGCACUGGCGAGUCAGCAGGUGGAUAAGGCGCUUGCUGAGGUUGCGGAGAUCAUUGGGGAGCUGGAAGCACUUCCUGAGAUCGACGACGCUGAUCUCAAUCGUCUUGAGGAGCGCUUGUUGGCGGCGGAGAAGGAGAUUAAAGCCACGAAUCUUGAUGAGAGGAUUCGGGCACUCACAGAGGCGAAGAAUCUGCAGACCCAGUGGGUCAAGAAUUAUGAGGAGGAGGUGGGAAGGUUGAGGAAUGACGUGGAGAACAUCGAUGAGAUAAGGAAGGCACUGCCCACUCAGUGCCAAAAUCGCUGGCGGCUGGAGCCUUAGAUCGGCUCACGUGCCAUAAAUACUUAACGUAGAUUCUACACUGUGAAAAAAAAUAUUUUUGAAAAAUAUUCAUUUAUUUGAGAGAAGCUUUUUUUCAAAAUCGGAUUUCUCCUAUUGAGUCAUUGGUAGGCGAGCCUGAUUAGGUUUCAAUUAUGACAAUCAUAUUGCUCUAGAGGAUGACUAUGUUGCAUUUGACCUUGGA